Molecule: messenger RNA, 3050 nt
Organism: Phacochoerus africanus (Common warthog)
Lineage: Eukaryota; Metazoa; Chordata; Mammalia; Artiodactyla; Suidae
Gene: HOXD1
Product: homeobox D1
Exons: 2
Coding region: 1334-2362 (342 amino acids)
Biological process (GO): regulation of transcription by RNA polymerase II
Cellular component (GO): nucleus
Molecular function (GO): DNA-binding transcription factor activity, RNA polymerase II-specific; RNA polymerase II cis-regulatory region sequence-specific DNA binding
Source: RefSeq, a predicted model, not a curated record
UGCAAAGUCUGUCAAUGUAAAGCUUGUCUUUGUAACCCUUCUACUGUUCAUUUCCUGUGCCAAUUGCAUUUUUUAUUUCCCGUCUCUCUACACUCAGUAAACAAAACCAUAUUAUCAAGGGAAAGAUGUGAGCCCAUUAACAUUGUGAGCCCUCAGAUUUCACUCGCAAGAGACGACGCAGCACUUAUCUGAUGGAACAGAAGCUUUAAUUGCUUCGAGGUACAAGCCCGUCCAAACCUCUGAGAUCUGACUGGUCCCUGGGAAAGCUUUGCGCCCUGGAGCCAAGCGCCUCGGAGGAAGCGUGCGUAGCACGGGUGCGUGCGCCAGCCUCCCGGGGAGGAGCACAACAAGCAUUCCACUCCUAGGACAGAUUCUUUAUUUUGACAACCCCUAGUCAGAAGAAGAAAUCUGCUAAACGUCUCACAAGGCAGAAACUUUAUCUUCAGUUCAAAUGGAAACCUGGCACUCCAACACUAGCCUUUAUCACGCCGCCACAGAUAUAAGGAGUGGAAGAGACUGGAGGGAAUGCUGCAAAGUAAUGUGAAAAUCCAGUCUAAAAGUGAAGGUUUUGUGCCGCCCCAGGUACACAGCACUUACAGCAGAAAAAUUUGUCUCAAGAGUCGGAGAGAAGGGGGAAAAGGAGGGAAAAUUAAACAUAUACUCAGGUUUAGGAGAGCGAUCAUAUCAGUGCCAAGAAAACUGAAAGCGCAUAGGGCUCAGAGAAAAGGGGAGAAACUUUACCUUCUCUGAAAGAGGGCUAGGAGCGACCCCCAAGGGCUGAGCGCCACGCUCUCUUUUAACCCUUUCCACGCCAUGGUGCCCACAUCCGCACCCGAGGGACCAGCCACCCAAGAUCCAGAAGAAAAGGCUCUCGAGCCCCCCCCACCUCCAGCCUCUCGUCCUCACUGGAGCGGUCAGUCCUGCGUUUCUGCCCCGCCCCGCCCCCAACCUGGUCCAAUACCUGUCCGGGGAGCAGGCAUCCCGCGUUCCUGCCCCGCCCUUCUCUAGGCAGCUUGUGGGCCGUACGGCUCUCCUCCCGGCUUGGGUGCUCAGGGCGGCGGCCACCCGCGGGUUUGGCAAAGUUGGCGGCGGGGCAGGCGCGUGGAGCCGCGCGCCAGUCGGGACCGGCGCCGUGCGGGGACGGCGCCCAUUGGCCGGCCAGCGCCACGUGGCCACCCUCGCCGCUAUAUUAAGCCACUAUUUACCCCCGGUUCGCUUGCCAUGGCUCGGCGAGGGCCGCUCGGCUAGUGAGCGAAGGCUGAGUGACGCAGACCACGGCAGUCCUGCCGGCCCCGAAUCCCGGCCGGCGCGCUCAGGUGGGUGGGCUGGAGCCAUGAGCUCCUACCUGGACUACGUGUCGUGCGGCCGCGGCAGGGGCGGCGGCGGCGACGUGCUGAGCUUCGCUCCCAAGUUCUGCCGCGCCGACGCCCGGCCCGUGGUCUUGCAGCCCGCUUUACCCCUGGGCAGCGGCGACGGCGCCUUUGUCAGCUGUCUGCCCCUGGCCGCGGCCAGAGCGGCGCCCUCGCCCCCGACUGCCCCAGCGCAGCCUCCCGCACCGGCUCCGGCCCCGCCCGCGUACGCGCCGUGCCCCCUGGAGGGGGCCUACGAGCCGGGCGCCGCACCUGCCGCGGCUGGGGGCACGGACUUUGGCCUCCCGGGGCCCGGGCCCGCGUAUGACUUCCCGUGCGCUCUCGGGCGGCCGGCCGACGACGGCGGGGCGCACGUCCACUAUGCCACCUCGGCCGUCUUCUCGGGCGGCGGCUCCUUCCUCCUCAGCGGCCAGGGGGAUUACGUGGCCUUCGGCGAGCCCGGCCCCUUCCCCGCGUGUCUCAAAGAGCCGGCCGACGGCCACUCCGGGGCCUUCCAGACCGCGUCCCCAGCCCUCGGCGCCUACCCCACAUCUGCGUCCCCGGCCUCUGGCCUCCCGGCCGCCUUCAGCACGUUCGAGUGGAUGAAAGUGAAGAGGAACGCCCCGAAGAAAAGCAAACUCGCCGAGUAUGGAGCAGCCAGCCCCCCCAGCGCGAUCCGCACGAAUUUCAGCACCAAGCAACUGACAGAACUGGAGAAGGAGUUUCAUUUCAAUAAGUACUUAACUCGGGCCCGACGCAUCGAGAUAGCCAACUCAUUGCAGCUGAAUGAUACCCAAGUCAAAAUCUGGUUCCAGAACCGCAGGAUGAAACAGAAGAAAAGGGAACGAGAAGGGCUUUUGCCGUCGGCCACCCCCGUGGCUUCCCUCCAACUUCCCCUCUCAGGAACGAGCCCCAUCAAAUCUGGCAAGAACCCGGGGAGCCCUUCUCAGGCCCACGAACCUUCAGAAAGUUUAGUCAUGAGGCCGAAGAACCAUGGCCUGCAGAAUUCAUAGGCCACCCCACCACUACCUGGACUUAUUAGCUCAGUUUGAGAAGGUGGUGGGCAUGGGCAGAAACAAUAGAGGUUUCACUUGGGAGAACUAUCUUAAGUGGCUUCUGAGUUCCAGGCUGUGGGUAUACAGAUGCUAAUUUAAAGUCUCUAAAGCCACUUAUUUGUGUCUUAUCAGGGAAAUGGUGCCCAGCCCUGCUGCUAUGUUGUCUUAGUUGUAUGCAAUUCUCGGUGCAGAGUGGCAGAGCAUUCCUUGCUGAGUUCUGCCAAGCCUCUGGUGUGCUCAGAAGAAGCAUCUACUCAAAGUUUUAUCUGGUUUUAAUUUAAAAGACUAGGCGACAUGUAUUCAGCUUCUAGAGAUGCCUAAAGCUAGUUAUAGGUAGGGCCUCCCUAAGCUAAGCUGCUUCAACAAUGGUCUUCACAUUUGCACUGCAGCCUUUCCCCCCCUUUUCUUUAAAAAGCAGUUUCUACCUCUUCAUGUGCCUGAGUGAAGAUACAAUCGCUGUUUAGUUGGUAGCUGAAGAAAUCCACAGGGUGGAUUAAGAUCCUGAACUAUACGUUGACACCAGUUACUCAAACUUGAAUGUAAAUAUAUACAGUAUGUAUAUUUUUUAAAAGGUUUGCUUGCAAUGAACUUAUAUAUGACAUUUAAUGUCAUAGCAUGUGAAGGGUUUGAACUUUUUUUUGUAAUA